Egretta garzetta (little egret) is the source of this 903-nucleotide messenger RNA. RefSeq names its product olfactory receptor 14J1. Gene Ontology annotation, molecular function: G protein-coupled receptor activity; olfactory receptor activity. NCBI's taxonomy places the organism in Eukaryota, Metazoa, Chordata, Aves, Pelecaniformes, Ardeidae. The transcript has 2 exons. Gene Ontology annotation, biological process: G protein-coupled receptor signaling pathway. Gene Ontology annotation, cellular component: membrane. The record is from RefSeq and is a predicted model, not a curated record. The annotation marks the transcript as partial.
AUGUCCUACAACAGCUCCAUCACUGGGUUUCUCCUCCUGGCAUUUGCAGACAGGCGGGAGCUGCAGCUCUUGCACUUCUGGCUCUUUCUGGGCAUCUACCUGGCUGCCCUCCUGGGCAAUGGCUUCAUCAUCACCACCAUAGCCUGCAACCAUCGCCUCCACACCCCCAUGUACUUCUUCCUCCUCAACCUCUCUCUCCUCAAUCUGGGAUCCAUCUCUACCAUUGUCCCCAAAUCCAUGGCCAAUUCCUUCUGGAAUACCAGGGAUGUCUCAUUCUUGGGGUGUGCUGAACAAGUCUUUCUGACUGUCUUUUUCAUUUCAGCAGAAAAUUUUCUUCUCACCAUCAUGGCCUAUGACCGUUACGUGGCCAUCUCCAAACCCCUGCACUACAGGACACUCCUGCGUAGCAGAGCUUGUGUCCACAUGGCAGCAGCUGCCUGGGGCAGUGGUUUUCUCACUGCCGUGCUGCACACAGCCAAUACAUUUUCAAUUCCACUCUGCCAAGGCAAUGCUGUGGACCAGUUCUUCUGUGAAAUCCCCCAGAUCAUCAAGCUCUCGUGCUCAGAUGCCUACCUCAGGGAAGUUGGACUUCUUGUGGUCAGUGUCUGUUUAACACUUGGUUGUUUUGUUUUCAUCGUGCUGUCCUAUGUGCAGAUCUUCAGGGCCGUGCUGAGGAUCCCCUCCUCCCAGGGACGGUACAAAGUCUUUUCCACGUGCCUGCCUCACCUGGCCGUGGUCUCCCUGUUUCUCAGCACUGCAAUGUUUGCCUACCUGAAGCCCCCCUCUAUCUCCUCCCCAUCUCUGGAUCUGGUGGUGGCAGUCCUGUACUCAGUGGUGCCUCCAGCAGUGAACCCCCUCAUCUACAGCAUGAGGAACAAGGAGAUCAAGGAGGUCCUGAAGAAA